Messenger RNA from Scomber japonicus (chub mackerel), 3893 nucleotides. Its product is annotated as E3 ubiquitin-protein ligase MSL2-like. The record is from RefSeq and is a predicted model, not a curated record. Gene Ontology annotation, molecular function: ubiquitin protein ligase activity. Gene Ontology annotation, cellular component: MSL complex. Lineage: Eukaryota; Metazoa; Chordata; Actinopteri; Scombriformes; Scombridae. The coding region runs from base 1283 to 3097 and encodes 604 amino acids. The transcript has 3 exons.
UGACAGUCCUCCCCUUUGUUUUUUAAAGUGACCGCUUUACGUGUAUUCUCGCGAGAUGUGAGCAACAGCGCCCCCUUAGUUGAUGCGUGGAAGCGCGACGGGAGGUCUGAGGAUCCUCCGCGGCUAAUGAUAGCAAGGUACACAAAUCGGGAUUUAAUUCACUUUCCUUCAUCACGGACACUCUGGGAGGUAAACGAAAGCUGCAGGAGGACAUAAUUUCGACUAAGCCCGUCUGUUUUUUCUGCUACACCCCCACCAAGGCGAGCAGCGGGAACAGAAGAGCCCCGCUAAUCCCGACAAGAGGGACGCGGCCUGCUCUUUGUAGCCGACUCCCGGUGCAGCUCAGCCGGCCAGCGCUGCCACCGGAGCCCGGUGCUUCCCCUGGCUCGCUUCUCUCCACACCAGCUGCAGCGUGGCGGCUUUAAAAAUCUGUUUUUUGAUUCACCAGCCGAAAAAUCUCCUUCAACCGGUUCCCCUCCCGGUAAACGCGCGGCUGUCCGGUGUUUAGUGUGUGUGUGUCACGGAGAGCCGUCUGAAGCCGGAGGGGCCUGUUUUGUUUUCGAGCCGCCGCCAUGAAUCUCCGAUGAACAAUAACACAGCCGUAGUUUAACCGAGCGGAGCCAAACACGGGAUAAUAGAACUAAUAAACGCCAAGUGUAUGACACCAGCACCGGACCGAGGUGGAAGAAACUGGGUAUGGGAUGGAAGUAUCAUCGCAUUGCACACCGGAGCACUUUCUGGUUGGAUUUUGGAGCCGCCGCUGCAGCUCAUAAGUAACCCCGUUAAAAGGCCACCGGCGGCGUGGACGAGAGCGCACACAUGAUGCUUUACUGUGUGACCGUAACUCACGGAUUGUAUGGAAACAGACUUGGAUGAACCGACGUUUUUAUGCAUGGUCGGCCCCCGUGUGUAUUAUAUGCACUUAUUCUUUGCAUAUCUUCUCCCACCAAUAAAAAGCAGCAGCACUACUUCUUUCUUUCAGAGCUGGAGCAUCACAUUGAGGAUGGAUUGGAUGUGACUGAUCGUUAAGCGGUGCACAGGAACCGGGGUUGCUUCAGAUAAAUAUAUGUAUUUAUAAAUAUAUGUGGGAUUUACCAACUAAACCUAUGCUCUCUUCAAAGCCGCCAGACUACCUUGAAAAAAGCAGCGAUUUAAGUUGUUUGCAUCUGUGUGUGACUUUGGUGUUUUAAAAAAACCCACAAAAAAAAAACACGCAUUAAUAUAUCUUUUUACGGACUGCACCGGAGCGUACCGGAGCCCGGAGGGGGGCCAGGCAGCUGAGAUGAACCCGGUGAAUGCGACCUCUCUCUACGUGUCCGCGAGCCGGUCGGUGCUGCAGUGCGACCCCCGAGACCCUCGGGCCCUCGCGGAGCUCUGCAAGCUGCUGCCGUUUUUCCGCCAGUCUCUGUCCUGCUUGGUCUGCGGUAACCUGCUGCAGGACCCUAUCGCUCCCACCGACUCGUCAUGUCAGCAUUACGUCUGUCGAGGCUGUAAAGGUCAGAGGAUGCAGCUGAAGCCAUCCUGUAGUUGGUGUAAGGACUAUUCCCGCUUUGAGGAAAACAGGCAGCUCUCCUUGCUUGUCCACUGUUAUAGAAAGCUCUGUCUCUACAUCACUCAAUCACCGCUCGCCCCGCACAUAGCCAGCGCCGCCAGUGACUCGCCGGACCUCCAGGCCAUCCUCAAUGAGGGUCUCACGUUAGCUGAGAGCGAGCCGGAGGUGGAGGACAUUUCAGACUCAGUCGGCCUGUCACAGACAGCCUCCACCUCAGAGGUGGUCCAUCCCGAUGAAGCUCCACUUUUGAAAGAGCUCAAGGGGGAGGACUCAGGCCCUGUGAGCAUUAACGGACUACAUGAUUGUAACGGCCUGGUCAGUUCGGACACACUGCAAUCCAUCACCAUAGAAACAGGUGGAGGUGUUGCUAAGCAGGAGAGCUUUUCGGAGGAGAUCCCGGUGUGCGUGAGCGUCACAGGGACCGGAGAAGCAGGACUUUGUGACAUCAGCACUUUCGGGGAUGACCUGAAACAUGGCGGGGGGCCGUUGUUGUUGAGUGUUGAGGAUGUGCUUAGGACACUGGAGACAGACGCAGACCCUGACCCCACACCCCAGGCGGACUGCCCCUCCGUACCUCAGUCCAGCCUCAACGGGCCUCACUGCCCAUCUGGCCCCAACUCCUGCCGCUUGGUCCCCUCCCUCCCCACAGAGAACAGCCCUCGCCCCCUCCAACCUCACCCGCAGCCCUGUCUGCAGCCCCCACCUCAACCCUCAACGGUUGUCCCCCGUGUCCCCCCUCGGUGCCACCGCAAGCGCUCCCGCUCAGAAAGCGACAGCGAGAAGGUGCAGCCCCUCCCCAUCUCCAGCCUCCUACGAGGGCCUCCCCUAGGUGCCAACAGCUCCCCCCACCACUUUAAUCCUGGGGCCACCACCAAACAGGAGCCCAAGUUCCCUGCAGCAACGCCCCACCCCCACCUGGCACCUGUGCCUAACGGUGGACCCCCUAAGGUGGGCAAGACUGUGCUUGUUUCCAACAAGGGGCUGAAAAAGACUGUGGAGCAUCACGGGGGCCCUAAGAAGGCUUACACAAAAGCCAGGCAAGGGGCCCCCAAGCCUCGCGCCCAACCCCGUGACCGGGUACCCCCUCACCCCCAUGCUCACCCCCUGACACACCCACCCAGCCCCUCAAAGCCACUGUAUAAGAAGCCUGUGGAGAAGAAGGGCUGCAAGUGUGGCCGAGCCACACAGAACCCCUCCGUGUUGACCUGUAGGGGGCAGCGCUGCCCCUGCUACUCAAACCGCAAGGCGUGUCUGGACUGUAUCUGCCGUGGCUGCCAGAACUCAUACAUGGCCAACGGAGAGAAGAAGCUGGAGGCCUUCGCGGUGCCAGAGAAAGCCCUGGAACAGACCCGGCUCACACUGGGCAUCAACCUCACCAGUAUCACUGCGGCAGCCCUCCGUAGCCCGGCCACCAGCUCCCCCGGCAACACCCUCCUCAACGUCACCGCGGGUACGGGGGCGCCCGUCACAGCCACCUUCCUGUCGGGGGCGGGUCAUGACAACAGGGGCUUUGACGAUUCACUGGAGAUGCGGUUUGACUGUUGAGGUCCCACCACCCCUACUUCCCCCCUCCCCCUUCUCCUCCUCCCCCUCUCCCCCUUCCGGUCAGUCGUCACGCACAUUCCCCGCCCCGCCAGCUGAGCGUUAUCCAUCGGGUCGUGACAGGGACUUGUGGUGGCGGAGCCAGAACAAGGCAGCUACAGUGACAGGCGGUAGUGAGGGUCACCAGCUGACGCUGAGGAGUCGCCCUCCGUCCUUCGCCCGAAACUGCACCAUGCUCGUGGUCUUGCAUACAGAUGCAGAGUGGAAGAGAAGAACAAAGAGACAGAGAUGUAGCGUUACUGUAUGUGCAGAGAUUUCCUUUCAGUGGGGAUAGUUUUUUUUCUUUUGUUUUCUUCUCUACUAUGGGUAAUGUGUAGAGCAUGUUGUGUAGCUAAGUCGGGGGUGUUGGCCAGGCUGUGGUCGGUCACACAUCUGUGCGUGUGUGUGUAUGUGUGUGCGUGCGUGUGUGCGUGUGAGUGUGCAUGUGAGUGUGUAUGAAUGAGGGGAAGAGUUUGGCUUGGAGAUUAACGUUAUUAGCAGGAACGGAGACAUCAUCGUCAUCAUCAGAGACUGGUGUAAUUUAUAUAAAAGAAUGAACUUUUUGUACAUGGAUUCAUCAGUUUCCAUUUAAGAAGACAUUUUAUGAUAUAUUUUAUAAGUUGCAUUUAAACAAAUGGAAGCUGCAGCAGUGUAGACCUGCACUCAACCAGAAUAUUUCACACAGGCUAAAAGAGGCAGAAGUGUAGGUUUACAGUAUUUGGUAAUUAUGUUAUACCACUAGAAAGAAAACACAGGAUGC